AUGUCUGGCCAGAGAACUGCCAAACAUUUUAUUAACGAUGUCCGGAAUCCCGUGCAAGCUUCACUCAUCGCCGCUGCCCGUAGUGCAGAGGGAUUGCGAGUACUACCUAAGGAACAAGUACUUUACAGACAACUCCCGGAAGGGCAUCGAAAAGUGAUCCUCCUUUCAGGGGGCGGAUCAGGCCAUGAGCCAGCUCACACUGGCUAUGUGGGCGACGGUAUGCUUGAUGUCGUCGUUGCGGGCAAUAUUUUUGCAUCACCAUCUGCUUCUCAGAUUCUAGCGGGUGUCCAGUCAGUAGAUGCGCCUCAAGGAAUUCUUAUGAUUGUCAAGAACUACACGGGCGACAAACUUAAUUUUGGAUUAGCGGCUAUCAAGGCCAGAGCUUCAGGACUUAAUGUGGAAGUUGUCGUGGUAGGAGAUGAUGUUUCGGUCGCUAAUAACCCAACAGUGGGCAGACGGGGGCUUGCUGGUGUGGUCUUCGUACACAAAGUCGCCGGUGCCCUAGCUGCAAAGGGAGCUGACCUGUCAAUUGUUACAAACGUUGCGAACAAGACUGCAAAUCAAAUAGCAACCGCAGCCGUGAGUUUGGAUAGAUGUAGCGUACCGAAACGUGCGCCGAUCGAGCCUUUACCGUUCGAUGAAGUGGAAUUUGGGAUGGGCAUCCAUAACGAACCCGGCGUAACUCGAUCCAAGCUUCAAUCCGUCGAAGUGACUGUCUCGACUUUGCUAGACAUUCUACUCGCCUCAAAGCCAGAUAGCUGGUACCCUUCUCAAGCGCAGCCUGUUGCAGUAAUGGUGAAUAAUCUGGGUGGCCUCAGUCCUCUGGAAAUUAGCGUGAUUGCAGAAGAGGUACAUCGUCAACUAGACCUGAGGUCUAUUAUAGUCAAACGGUUUAUGUUUGGGACAUUCGUCACUGCUCUAGAUGGUCCUGGGUUUUCAAUUACGCUUCUGGGACUGGACGAUGAGAUAUUGUCCCUGCUGGAUGCACCCACUACGGCGCCAGGUUGGCCUAAGUUAAUAUCAACGGGGUUCUAUCCGGAUGUUGUGAUAGUAGAUGAGGAGAAAUUGGAGGAUAAUGUAGUGACGACUUCAUCGCAUGCAGGACCGAAAGUUAUUAAAUCGACGAUAAUUAAUAUCAUUACCAACGUUGCUAACACAACCAGAGAGGAUGAGCCGCUCAUAACUGAGUACGAUACUUUGGCUGGAGAUGGGGAUUGUGGUGAGACACUGCUCAAUGGUAUAAACGGUCUUAUUGAGCUUUCAAAACGUCUUGACACCAACUCCAUCUAUCUAGCUCACAUGUUCAGACAAAUCGCUGUUGUCGCCGAAACUAAAAUGGGCGGUACCUCAGGCGCUAUCUACGCCAUAUUCAUCAACGCAGUAGCGGAAGCACUCGAGAACAUCCAUAUAGACGCAACCUCCAACAAGCAAUCUAUCAGUAAGAUAUUGUCCACAGCACUCCGUAAGGGAUUAGAGGAUCUCUUCAAGUUUACAACGGCGCGAGAAGGGCACAGGACAUUGAUGGAUGUGCUCAUUCCAUUUGUGACGACUUUCAACCAGACGAAUCAAGAUUUUGAGGUUGCCUUCGAGGCAGCAAAACAAGGUUGUGAGAAGACUAAGGUGAUGGAAGCGUUAUUGGGAAGAGCAAGUUAUGUUGGGAAGAGCCGUUUUGAGUAUUCUCAGGGGUAUUAA
Messenger RNA from Talaromyces marneffei, 1692 nucleotides. RefSeq lists its product as uncharacterized. Gene Ontology annotation, biological process: glycerol catabolic process. Gene Ontology annotation, cellular component: cytosol. NCBI's taxonomy places the organism in Eukaryota, Fungi, Ascomycota, Eurotiomycetes, Eurotiales, Trichocomaceae. Bases 1 to 1692 code for a protein of 563 amino acids. The transcript has 8 exons. Gene Ontology annotation, molecular function: glycerone kinase activity; ATP binding. The record is from RefSeq and is a predicted model, not a curated record.